Molecule: messenger RNA, 1625 nt
Organism: Trachemys scripta elegans
Lineage: Eukaryota; Metazoa; Chordata; Testudines; Emydidae
Product: b(0,+)-type amino acid transporter 1-like
Exons: 6
Coding region: 1-1455 (484 amino acids)
Biological process (GO): amino acid transmembrane transport
Cellular component (GO): membrane
Molecular function (GO): L-amino acid transmembrane transporter activity
Source: RefSeq, a predicted model, not a curated record
AUGAGGGAAAGGAGGACAGUAGACUCUUCUAGUUCGGCUGCAGAUCCGAGUGAAGGGAUGGGGACUUUAAGGCUGAAGCGAGAGGUUGGACUGAUUAGUGCCGUGUCGUUAAUUGCUGGAACCAUGAUAGGGUCUGGGAUCUUUAUGUCUCCAGAGUGGGUGCUGUACCAUAUGGGUAGCCCUGCAGGCAGUCUCAUCAUCUGGGCUGCUUGUGGUCUGCUGGUCAUGUUUGGAGCCCUGUCUUAUGCUGAGCUUGGGACCAUAAUUAAAGAGUCAGGUGGGGACUAUAUUUAUAUCUUAAGGAAUUUUGGCUCUCUUCCUGCUUUUCUUUUCGCAUACACUUCCAUCAUCGUGGUAAGGCCUGCCAGCGUGGCAGGUGUCUCUUUAAGCUUUGCCAAAUAUGCUGUUGCUCCAUUUUACCAAGGAUGCUCAACCCCUGAGGUAGUGGUCAAGUGUACAGCCGCUAGCUGUAUCCUGCUUUUAACCAUCAUUAAUUGUCUCAAUGUGAGGCUGGCCACAGCCAUUAUGAACAUAUUUACAGCGGCCAAACUGUUAGUUUUGCUGGUCAUCGUGAUAGGCGGAGUGGUGUUACUCAUCAAUGGACAUACACAAAGUUUCCAGAAUGCCUUUCAAAACACAACUACAGGUAUUGGGCCAGUUGGAGUGGCAUUUUAUCAGGGACUGUGGUCCUAUGAUGGAUGGAACAACCUGAAUUUUGUGACCGAGGAACUUAAGAAGCCUGAAGUGAACCUUCCAAGAGCAAUGAUGAUUGCCAUUCCUUUGGUGACAUGCCUAUAUGUGCUGGUAAACGUAAGCUACUUCGCAGCCCUGACUCCAGCUGAACUUCUGUCUUCGGGCGCUGUGGCCAUCAGCUGGGGGAAUAAAGUCCUGGGCAACUGGGUCUGGGUGAUCUCCUUGUCAGUUGCGCUGUCUUCAUUUGGGUCAGCGAAUGGAACAUUUUUCAGUGGAGGCCGUGUGUGCUAUAUUGCUUCAAGGGAAGGCCAUAUGCCAGAUAUUCUGUCCAUGGCUCAUGUGAGAUGCCUCACGCCUUCCCCUGCUCUGAUAUUUACAUCAGCCAUGGCUUUAAUAAUGAUAAUACCAGGAAACUUCAGCAGCAUAGUAAACUUCUUCAGUUUUACAGCUUGGCUUUUCUAUGGCACAACUAUUGCUGGUCUCCUGUACUUAAAGAUUAAGAAACCGGAACUGCCAAGAUCAUAUAAGGUUCCAAUUAUUAUACCAAUAAUUGUGCUGAUUGCAUCUGUAUACCUGGUGCUGGCUCCAGUCAUCGACCAACCACAGAUCGAGUUCUUCUAUGUCAUCCUAUUCAUCCUUAGUGGUAUCAUUGUUUACUUCCCAUUAGUUCAUUACAAAUGCCAUCCCCAGUUUUUACAGAGAAUCACUUUGCAUCUCCAGCUGCUCCUGGAAGUUGCCCCGACUGCUAAGAACACGAACUGAUUUAACAUUCACUGUACUAUACUGUUGGCUGCUCCUACUUAUUUAUUCCAAUAUUGAAGACCAUAUUUGUUUGAGAUAUAUGUGCAAAAUAGCUUGUUCAUAGGGAAAGCAGAAUAACUACAUUAAGUAGAUUGGAAGAAAAUGGAACAAAAACAUCUGGUAGAUAGAUA